AUGAUGAAAUCAAACAGCUUUUGGUUACCUCUCAUAUUGCUUGGGGUCUUCCCGUCGGUCGCCAGGGGAUGGAUGGAUGUGGAUGGGAGCAGAAGGCUUUACUCGGAUGCAGGGAGGUUACACCAGGAGGACUCCAGAAGGUUUGAAGUUACACGAAGAAAAGUGCUCUAUGGGCAGGAUGGUCUGCAUGCCUCGUGUGAGAAGAAGUACUGUGGCCGGGGGAGUAAGUGUGUGGUGAACAAGGACACCAACCAGCCCGAGUGCAGGUGUGUAGAAGACUGCAAGCCCAGCUACAUGCCUGUGUGUGGAUCUGAUGGCAGAUUUUAUGAAAAUCACUGUCAACUGCAUCGAGCCUCUUGUCUGCAGAGGAAGAAAAUCUACAUUAUCCACAGCAAGGACUGUUUCUUCAAAGGUGACAGCUGUACCAUGGCAGACUACAGCCGGCUGAAGAACAUCCUGCUGGACCUGCAAGCCCAUCGGCACAGCCCCCCAGCCCAGGACAGGGUCUCCCAGAAGCGUCUCUUGGUGGAGGAAAUGUUUCAGCACUUGGAUGGGAACGGCGACGGGCACCUCAGCGCCUCGGAACUGGCUCAGCUAAUGAAGGAGGAGGACCUGGAAGAUGAUUUCCUGGGUUGCACACUGGAAGACCUGCUCCGGUUUGAUGACUACAACAACGACGGCCACUUAACCCUGCAUGAGCUCUACACAGCCUUCCAGGUGGUUCAGCUGAGCCUGCCAGAGGAGCAGAAGGUCAGCCUGACCACCAUCACCGUUGGCCUGAGCACCGUGCUGACCUGCGGCAUCCGCGGGGCGCUGCGACCUCCCAUCAUCUGGAAGCGCAACGGUGUGAUCCUCAACUUCCUCGACCUGGAGGACAUCAAUGAUUUUGGAGAAGACGAUUCCCUCUACAUCACCAAGGUAACAACUAUUCACAUGGGCAAUUACACCUGUCACGCCUACGGCUACGAGGAGCUGUAUCAGACCCACAUCCUUCAGGUGAAUGUGCCCCCAGUGAUUCGUGUGUACCCGGAGACGCAGGCGCAGGAGCCGGGGGUGUCGGCCAGCCUCAAGUGUCACGCCGAGGGGAUCCCUAAUCCCUGGAUCACCUGGCUGAAGAAUGGCCUGGAUAUCAUGCCAAAACUAUCCAAGCAGCUAGUGCUCCUUGCAAACGGAAGUGAACUUCAUAUCAGCAGCGUUCGAUACGAAGACACUGGUGCCUACACCUGCAUUGCCAAAAAUGAGGUGGGAGUGGACGAGGACAUAUCUUCACUUUUCAUAGAAGACUCAGCAAGAAAGACCCUUGCAAACAUACUGUGGCGAGAGGAAGGCCUGAGUGUUGGGAACAUGUUCUAUGUCUUUUCUGAUGAUGGGAUCACAAUCCUUCAGCCGCACGAAUGUGAAAUCCGGAGACACAUCAGGCCUGAAGAGAGGAUUUUCACAAGUUCUGAAGAGAUCUGUCCUAGAGUGGAAGGGGAAGGCACUCAGUCCUGCCUCUGGGCUUCAGCAGUCAACGUCAGAGACAAGUACAUUUAUGUGACACAGCCUAAGCAGAACAGAGUCAUGAUCAUUGAUAUCCAGACUCAGAAAGCCAUGCAGUACUUGGAUGUUGACCCGGUACCAACCAAAUUACAUUAUGACAAGUCUCACGACCAAGUCUGGGUGCUCAGCUGGGGUGACAUGCACAAGUCCUCACCAACACUGCAGGUGAUACCGGAGGCGAGCGCGGGGCAGGAGCAGCACGUUAUCCGCGCGCCGUUUCAAGGAGUGGAGGAUUUCUUUAUACCACCUACAAAUCUUAUUAUUAAUCACGUUAGGUUUGGCUUCAUCUUUAACAAGUCGAAAUCUGCAGUUCACAAAAUCGACCUAGAAACUGUGACCCACAUCAAGACUAUCAACUUCAAAAACUACAGCUGCGUGCCGCAGACCAUGGCUUACACCCACCUGGGUGGUUACUUCUUUGUCCAGUGUAGGAGAAGCAGCUCAGUGGCUGUGACACCACAGCUCAUCAUUGACAGUGUCACCGAUGCUGUCGUCGGCCCCAACGGCGACGUGUCGGGCACACCUCACGUCUCGCCCGACGGACGCUACUUGGUCAGUGCAGAUGAAGCCACUGGCAGGAUCAAAGUCCAGGCUCUGACUGUCCGAGGGGAAAUCCAGUUGAUUUAUGACUUACAGACAAGCAUACACGUAUCUGAUCUGACAUUUCAACCCUCUUUCACUGAAGGCAAUCAGUACUAUAUAUAUGCUACUUCGCAUUUGCAAACAGAUGUGCUUUUUGUAGAGCUGUCAACGGGGAAAAUGAAUGUACUGAAGAAUUUAAAGGACCCUAUCACAUCCAAAGACUGGCCCUGGAGCAACUACAACAGAAUUAUGAAAGACAGUGGAUUAUUUGGACAGUAUCUCAUUACACCAGCUAAAGAGUCAUUGUUUGUUAUAAAUGGGAGGCAAAAUACGUUACGGUGUGAGGUUUCAGGUAUAAGGAGGGGUAACACAAUUGUCUGGGUGGGAGAGGUAUGAAAGGGCAAUAGCAGUAGAGCCUUCAGCAGGCAAGUACCAGUUGGACUCUGACACUGCAAGCAAUGGGCAGUAGCAUUGUAUAUUUUUACAC
Messenger RNA from Chaetura pelagica (chimney swift), 2608 nucleotides. RefSeq names its product follistatin-like 4 (gene FSTL4). Lineage: Eukaryota; Metazoa; Chordata; Aves; Apodiformes; Apodidae. The coding region runs from base 1 to 2517 and encodes 838 amino acids. The record is from RefSeq and is a predicted model, not a curated record. The transcript has 15 exons. Gene Ontology annotation, biological process: cell differentiation; regulation of BMP signaling pathway; multicellular organism development. Gene Ontology annotation, molecular function: protein binding; calcium ion binding.